CGUUUAGCUAAUGACAUGGCUUCGACACAUUCAUUUAGUUUCCUGUUGUCAUCCCUGGCAGUCGUGACCCUCGGCCACGUGCCGCGCUCCCCCAGCCUCCACUUGCGCCGGGAGACCAAGUCCUCGCUCGGCUACCCCAAGGACUCCCUGCUCAACUUCACCGAGCUCACCGCCGAGUAUGGAUACCUCUCCGAGGAACACAAAGUGCUCACAGACGACGGAUACAUCCUCACCAUGUUCCGGAUAGUGAAGGCCAGGAACUGUCACCGAGCGAAGAGAUCUCCCCCGGUGCUGCUGAUGCACGGCCUGCUGCAGAGCUCCGACUCCUGGAUAGACUCGGGGCCCGACGCUGGCCUGGCCUACCUCAUCUCCGACGCCUGCUACGACCUCUGGCUGGGCAACGUCAGGGGGAACUAUUACUCCCGGGAGCAUGUCCGCCUCGACCCUGACAAGGAUCCCGCUUACUGGAAGUUCUACAUCGAAGAGAUUGGCAUCUACGACGUGCCAGCGAUGAUCGACUAUGUGCUGGAUUACACGGGCUUCGAGAAGCUGAACUACAUCGGCUUCUCCCAGGGAACCGGCACAUUCCUGGUGAUGUGCUCCGAGAAGCCGGGAUACUGUGAUAAAGUGAAUCUAGUGAUUAGUUUAGCGCCUGCGAGCAGGCAGAUGCACACGCAGUCCAAGAUAUUUAGGACUGUGACGCAGUUUUUUUAUAGAAUGGAAGAUACGUUAUCAAGGGCCGGUUUAUACGAAGCAUUUUCUAAAGGUGGUCCCGGUCAAGAGUUUGCUGCGUUCUUCUGCCAUUUGUCAAGCGAGGCUGAGAGAUUGUGUGAGGAGGUCAUCUACGAGUUUGACCACGUGAACUCCUUGCACUUUGGCUCCAUUGCCAGUAAGACUAUAAGAGUCCUGUUCGGGCACUUCCCGGCGGGGACCUCCGUGCACAACAUGGCGCGGUACGGACAGAGCAUGAACAGUGGAAGGUUCGAGAAGUUCGACUACGGCCGGGAGCAGAACCUGGUGCUGUACGGUAGCGAGGAGCCUCCGCAGUAUAAUCUGAGUGCGACCACUGUGCCGGUGAUGUGUAUCUACGGCAAGAACGAUGGGUUAGUGGACACGAGAGACGUGGAGUGGCUCAUGGCUCAGCUGCCGAAUGUUCUGGAACUGGUGAAGGUGGAGGACCCUCAGUGGAGCCACUUGGACUUCACGUACAGUCAGUACACUAAGAAUACCGUAUUCCCUAAGAUUAAUGAAUAUUUAUUGAAAUUUUCAUACGAUUAGUUGAUUUUGCUCAGUACAAAACUAUUUAGUUGUAUUUAGUAUUAGGUAAUUUAUUUACUAUCUAUUUAAUUGGAUUGUUAUUGAAGACUUUUAACUGCAAAUCUUGAGAUAUUUUUCUAUUUAUUGAAUAUUAUUUGCAACGUGCCCGCUAAACACUUCAACAAAUAUAUGUAGUUCAUAUUCAAUGUCAUGUUACAUUAAUUUA
Molecule: messenger RNA, 1483 nt
Organism: Helicoverpa armigera (cotton bollworm)
Lineage: Eukaryota; Metazoa; Arthropoda; Insecta; Lepidoptera; Noctuidae
Product: lipase 1
Exons: 1
Coding region: 16-1278 (420 amino acids)
Biological process (GO): lipid metabolic process
Molecular function (GO): hydrolase activity, acting on ester bonds
Source: RefSeq, a predicted model, not a curated record